AUGGACGAGCCGAUCGAGAUUCUCGGUCAACUCCCAAACCUCAACAUUUACACUCAAAUCGCAAUCUGUUUCUCAGCCACAGAAGAACAUUCAACCUCAAAAAUUAUCAACACUCUCACGAAUGGCCUUGAGAGGCUCGCCGCGACAUUUCCAUGGAUCGCUGGACAGGUUGUCAAUGAAGGCGCAAGCGCAGACAACACAGGCGUCUUUAAAAUCAAACAACAUGAGGCGGCACCGCCUCUGGUCAUCAAGGAUCUACGGGAUGACGUUUCGGCGCCGACGAUGCACGCCAUGAAGCAGGCCAACUUUCCCUUCAGCAUGCUUGACGAGAGCAUCGUCGCUGCUCGCCCGACGCUGCCCAUCGACCCGACUCUGGCUGGCACACCUAACCCGGUCUUCAUCGUCCAGGCCACUUUCAUCAAAGGCGGUCUCAUCCUCACAUUCCUUGGUCAGCAUCAGACUAUGGAUGGGAUUGGUCAGGGCCAGAUCAUCGAUCUCCUGUCGAAAGCGUGUCAAAACGAGUCUUUCACCGAUGAGGAGAUCGCGACCGGAAACCUACCCCGUCACAACAUCGUUCCGUUGCUGGACAACUACCAACGAGGCCCCGAGAUUGAUACAAUGAUCGUGACGCCUCCGGUAAGACCUCCAGCAGCACCUGCAAAAUGCAGUUGGGCCUAUUUCGACUUUGCCGCUAGCUCUCUCUCAACCCUGAAGUCAGCAGCCUCUGAAACGGUCAAGUCAGGAUAUAUAACAACAGACGACACCCUCACCGCCUUCGUCUGGCAAGCUGUCUCUCGCGUUCGCGCAUCACGUCUAACCCCUGAAGAGGAAAUAAAAAUUGCACGAGCCGUCAACGUGCGGGGCUACCUUGGCGUCCCUCAAACAUUCCCCGGUAUGAUCCAGAUCAUGACCUACAACUCGUCCCCUCUCAAGGACCUUGUUGACGGGCCCCUUGGAAAAGCGGCAUCGCAGCUACGGUCAACAGUGAACCCUGAAGCUUUGAAUUAUGCUACACGCGCAUUCGCGACGGUUCUUGACCAAUCUCCCGACAAGAGAAAUUUGUCCUUAAUCGGGACAUUUAGUCUAGAUAGGGACAUCAUGCUGAGUUCCUGGGCGAAGCUUGACCUGUACGAGCAGGAUUUCGGUCUGGGGCUGGGACAGCCCGAGUCUGUCAGGAGACCGCAGUUCACGCCAGUGGAGGGCCUGUUAUAUUUGAUGCCUAAGUCACGGGAAGGUAGCAUCGCGCUAGCGAUUUGCUUGAGGGACGAGGACAUGGCCAGGCUCAAAGAAGAUGAAGAGUGGUUGAAGUAUUCAACGUAUAUAGGCUAG
Colletotrichum spaethianum is the source of this 1329-nucleotide messenger RNA. RefSeq names its product trichothecene biosynthesis transcription regulator TRI6. The transcript has a single exon. Lineage: Eukaryota; Fungi; Ascomycota; Sordariomycetes; Glomerellales; Glomerellaceae. Bases 1 to 1329 code for a protein of 442 amino acids. The record is from RefSeq and is a predicted model, not a curated record.